This is a messenger RNA of Asparagus officinalis (garden asparagus), 554 nucleotides long. RefSeq lists its product as uncharacterized. The record is from RefSeq and is a predicted model, not a curated record. Lineage: Eukaryota; Viridiplantae; Streptophyta; Magnoliopsida; Asparagales; Asparagaceae. The transcript has a single exon. The coding region runs from base 43 to 342 and encodes 99 amino acids. Gene Ontology annotation, biological process: response to auxin.
AGAAAUUAGCUAGCUAAUUAAGAGCUAGUACGUUCAGCAUUAAUGGGGAGCAAGGGGAAGGAGAGGCAGAGAUCACUGAUGAGCUACCACAGAUUGGUUGAGGAUGAAUCUCAGGGGAGAGCACGGAAAGGGCACGUGCCGGUGCUCGUGGGGAGGGGAGAGGAGGUGGAGAGGUUCGCCGUCAACGUCAAGUUCUUCAAUGAUCCGAGCAUGGUGGCUUUGUUGGAGAUGGCUGCCGAUGAGCUCGGAGAUAGCUCGAGGGGUGGAGUUCUGAGGGUUACUUGUGAUGUUGAUCAUUUUAGGAGGGUGGUUAGUGUCAUCUCCAAGUCUAAGUCUAGAUGACUAAAAGAUUAAUGUAAAUUUUUAAUUUUUUUUUGAGGGGUAAUUUGCAGAAAAUCUUCAUCGAUCGUCUAUAUGAUCUUUAGCAGCGUCUAUUCAACUCCAAGAUUGAUAUGUGCUUCUGAUAUGAGGCAGGGGGUUGUAAGCAAUGCGUCAGGUUUUUAGAUUUGAAGUGUAGCUUCAGCUGAGAAAAAGGAUUAAUAUAGAUGUUAGUU